CAUAACCUCAGGUAUGUGUUGCUUUCUGGAAGUGAAAGGGUGGAGAUCACCUGAAAGUUUACAUCUGUCAAAAACCGCAUUCAGUCUUUAACUUGUUCCCGAACUACCAUUCAGAUUUACAGACAGCGCCUCAUAUAGUUUGUGUCUAUAGUGAUGGCAGAGGCUCACCAGGCAGUAGCGUUUCAAUUCACAAUCACUCCUGAGGGCAUCGACCUACAUCUCUCCUACCAAGCCCUUAAUCAAAUCUACCUCUCCGGACUGAGAUCCUGGAAGAAACGCAUCAGCAGGAUUAAGAACAGAAUCAUUAAAGGCGUAUACCCAGCUAGCCCAUCCUCUUGGCUUUUUGUUGUAAUAGCAAUCCUGGCAACUAUCUACAUGCAGUCUGAUCCAUCUAUGGGCCUCAUUGCUAAGAUUCAGGAGCACCUGCCCCUCAGUCUGUCAUUGAGUGCUCAAGGCCAGACUGUGCUGUCGGUGCUGUUGUUCAGUACUCUGCUGUGGAUGUCUCUCAUUCUGGCUCUGAGGUUCUGCCUAAAACUUCUCCUAUCAUACCACCGAUGGAUGUUCGAGCAACAUGGACGCAUUUCUACCAAGACCAAAGUCUGGGCGACCCUAGUUAGGUUGCUGUCUGGUAGAAAGCCAUUACUGUACAGCUAUCAGACAUCUUUACCACAUCUGCCUGUACCUCCCAUUAAAGAAACUUUGGAAAGAUAUCUGGAGUCAGUGAAACCACUGCUUGAUACGGCUGGUUUUCAGCGAAUGACAAGACUGGCUGCUGAGUUUGAGAAAAGUCUGGGUAACCGGCUACAAAAAUACCUCAAACUUAAAGCGCUGUGGGCCACAAACUAUGUUAGCGACUGGUGGGAAGAGUAUGUUUAUCUGCGGAGCCGGGGUCCCAUUAUGGUCAACAGUAAUUAUUAUGGCAUGGAUUUCCUGUAUGUGUCACCAACGACUAAUCAGGCAGCUCGAGCUGGGAAUACCAUCACAGCCCUGUUUCUGUAUCGCCGCAAAGUCAAUAGAGAGGAGCUCAAUCCUAGUCGUAUUCCUGGUACAGUCAUACCGCUGUGUGCAGCUCAGUGUGAGCGCAUGUUCAACACCACGCGCACGCCGGGAGAGGAGACUGAUGUCCUGCAGCAUUGGCAGGACAGUGAAUUUGUGGCCGUGUACCACCGGGGCCGGUAUUUCAGAUUAUGGGUUUACCGAGCAGGACGCCUGCUGUCACCCAGAGAGAUCCAGUACCAGAUUCAAAGGAUCUUGGACGAACCCUCACCUCCUUCUCCAGGAGAGGACAAACUAGGGGCACUGACAGCAGGAAACAGAAUUCCUUGGGCUCAGGCCAGGAAAGAGUUCUUCAGCUCAGGACUGAAUAAGAGGUCUCUGGACUGCAUUGAAAAGGCGGCGUUCUUCGUUGCCCUGGACGACGACGAGCAAGGCAUGAGGGGAGAUGAUCCUGCCGGCAAUUUAGAUCGCUAUGCCAAGUCCCUCCUGCAUGGCAAAUGCUACGACAGGUGGUUUGAUAAGUCGUUCACUGUGGUGGUGUAUAAGAAUGGCAAGAACGGCCUCAACGCUGAACACUCCUGGGCAGACGCUCCUAUAAUGGCUCACGUGUGGGAGUAUGUGAUGACAACCGAUAGUUUCCAGUUGGGUUAUAAUGAAGAAGGUCACUGUAAAGGAGACGUGGCCUCCUCCCUGCCUCCACCUACUAGACUAACCUGGGACAUACCUGCCGAGUGUCAGGAGCGUAUCGAGCGCUCUCUCGCCGUAGCUCAGGCUAUAGCCGAUGACGUUGACUUCCAUGUGCUGCCGAUACAAGAGUUUGGAAAAGGUGCCAUCAAAAAGUGUAAAAUCAGCCCGGAUGCCUUCAUUCAGAUCGCGCUACAGUUGGCCUAUUUUAGGAAUCGAGGCACGUUCUCUCUGACUUACGAAGCGUCUAUGACUCGUUUAUUCCGCGAGGGCCGGACUGAGACGGUGCGCUCCUGCACCAGCGAGAGCUGUGCCUUUGUCAGAGCCCUGGAGGGCGGAGAGAGUAAGGAAGUGUGUCGGCGUCUCUUCCGCACGGCAUCUGAGAAACACCAGAAUCUGUACAGGAUGGCGAUGACGGGAGGAGGAAUAGACAGACACCUGUUCUGCCUCUACAUCGUGUCCAAAUACCUGGGAGAGGAGUCACCGUUCCUUAAAGAGGUGCUCUCAGAAACGUGGCGUCUGUCCACCAGUCAGACUCCUCUUCAGCAGGUGGAGCUGUUUGAUUUCGUUAACCACCCGGAGUACACCACCUGUGNNNNUGUUGCAGAUGAUGGUUAUGGCGUGUCUUAUAUCAUCAUCGGAGAAAACAUGAUCAACCUGCACAUUUCCUGCAAACACUCUUGUCCUCAGACCGUUAGUACACUAGCAUGCGCUUUUUUCAUUACCAUUUUUCUGAAACCAUAUGGAAUUAAAAAAUUGAGACUGAAUUUAUAAAAUGGCUUUUUGUUAAGCUAGUUAGGAUAAGCACAAACUAAACUUUAUUUAAUUGGAAAAAAUAUAUAUAUAAAUGCUACAUAAUGAACUUUAAACUUAAGCUUAAAUUACAACAAGAGCUAUUUCCUUGGCAGGUAACUGAUAUAUAACAAAUGUACUAAAUAUUAAAUCUGAGG
Molecule: messenger RNA, 2630 nt
Organism: Puntigrus tetrazona (Sumatra barb)
Lineage: Eukaryota; Metazoa; Chordata; Actinopteri; Cypriniformes; Cyprinidae
Product: carnitine O-palmitoyltransferase 1, liver isoform-like
Exons: 18
Coding region: 154-2454 (766 amino acids)
Biological process (GO): carnitine metabolic process; fatty acid metabolic process
Cellular component (GO): mitochondrion
Molecular function (GO): carnitine O-palmitoyltransferase activity
Source: RefSeq, a predicted model, not a curated record